UGGCGGUUGUCGGCGCCGCGGCGUGCCGUGGGCUGUGAGGUGGCUGCUUCCCCUGUGCGCGGGGCGCCGCCGGGGUAUGCCCGCUGCCGGGGAGGAGGCGGCGGGGCGGCGGUCGCCUUGCGAGGACUGAGGAACGCGAAAAAUCACCACACAUAUAAUGGAAUUUUAUCUGAUUCUGUAGAUCAGAUUUCUUUAUUCUGGAUGUCAUGGUAACAAUACAGGAAGUAUGCACUAUUUCUCAUUUCUGCAAGUAGUCUUCACUGCUGAUGGAAAUUUUUUAAGCUAUAGCAGAGUUCAUUUUGGUACCUUUAAUGGAAAUCCUGAUUUCAUUUUUAAUUUUUGAUAAGCUUUUUCUAAAGAUAUGAACAACCAAAAAACUUACCUCAUUAGGCAAGUCCACAUGAAUAAGAAUGCCUAGAAGAGGAUUGAUUCUUCAGACCCGGACCCACUGGCUGCUGUUGGGUCUUGCUUUACUCUGCAGUUUGGUAUUAUUUUUAUACCUUCUGGAAUGCGCCCCCCAGACUGAUGGAAAUGCACCUCUUCCUGGUGUUAUUGGGGAAAAUUACGGUAAAGAGUAUUAUCAAGCCCUCCUGCAGGAGCAAGAAGAACAUUACCAAACCAGAGCUACCAGUCUGAAACGCCAAAUUGCCCAACUAAAGCAAGAAUUACAAGAAAUGAGUGAGAAGAUGAGAUCCUUGCAAGAGAGGAAGAAUGUAGGGGCUAAUGGCAUAGGCUAUCAAGGCAACAAAGAACAAACACCUAGUGAUCUUUUAGAUUUUCUUCAUUCCCAAAUUGACAAAGCUGAAGUUAGCAUAGGAGCCAAACUACCUAGUGAGUAUGGAGUCAUUCCUUUUGAAAGUUUUACCUUAAUGAAAGUAUUCCAGUUGGAAAUGGGUCUCACUCGCCAUCCUGAGGAAAAGCCAGUUAGAAAAGAUAAGCGAGAUGAAUUGGUAGAAGUUAUUGAAGCUGGCUUAGAGGUUAUUAAUAAUCCUGAUGAAGAUGAUGAACAGGAAGAUGAGGACAGCCCCCUUGGAGAGAAAAUGAUAUUUAAUGAAAAUGACUUCAUAGAAGGUUAUUAUCGCACCGAGAGAGAUAAGGGCACACAGUAUGAACUCUUUUUUAAGAAAGCAGACCUUAUGGAAUAUAGACAUGUGACCCUCUUCCGCCCUUUUGGACCUCUCAUGAAAGUGAAGAGCGAGAUGAUUGACAUUACUAGAUCAAUUAUUAAUAUCAUUGUGCCACUUGCUGAAAGAACAGAAGCAUUUGCGCAGUUUAUGCAGAACUUCAGGGAUGUGUGUAUUCAUCAGGACAAGAGAAUUCAUCUCACAGUGGUGUAUUUUGGUAAAGAAGGACUAUCUAAAGUCAAGUCAAUCCUAGAAUCUGUCACAAGUGAGUCUAAUUUUCACAAUUAUACUUUGAUCUCAUUGAAUGAAGAAUUUAAUCGUGGACAAGGACUAAAUGUGGGUGCCCGAGCUUGGGACAAGGGAGAGGUCUUGAUGUUUUUCUGUGAUGUUGAUAUAUAUUUCUCAGCCGAAUUCCUUAACAGCUGCCGGUUAAAUGCUGAGCCAGGUAAGAAGGUGUUUUACCCUGUGGUGUUCAGUCUUUACAACCCUGCCAUUGUUUAUGCCAAUCAGGAUGUGCCACCGCCUGUGGAGCAGCAGCUGGUCCACAAAAAGGAUUCUGGCUUUUGGCGAGACUUUGGCUUUGGAAUGACUUGUCAGUAUCGAUCAGAUUUCCUAACCAUUGGUGGAUUCGACAUGGAAGUAAAAGGUUGGGGUGGAGAAGAUGUUCAUCUUUAUCGAAAAUACUUACAUGGUGACCUGAUUGUGAUUCGGACUCCAGUUCCUGGUCUUUUCCACCUCUGGCAUGAGAAACGCUGUGCUGAUGAGUUGACCCCUGAGCAGUACCGUAUGUGCAUCCAGUCCAAAGCCAUGAAUGAGGCCUCUCACUCACACCUGGGAAUGCUGGUCUUCAGGGAGGAGAUAGAGACCCAUCUUCACAAACAGGCAUACAGGACAAAUAGUGAAGCUGUUGGUUAACGUAAUCAUUGGCAUACUAGUCUGAACCACAAACCAGCACUAUUUUUUUAGCCUUAAUUCCAAUUCCAGAUGCAGUGCCUCUUUCAGAGAAGACAUGCUUAUUUUUUGUGUUCUUUCUGGCAUUACUUUACUUCAGCAGUUUAACUCGAUAUGGAAAGAAAAAGCAAGUAUUUCAGUGCAAAGCCUGUUUUGUGAGAAUACUGUAUUUCGGAAUUGCUGACAAAUUGAAAUCUGUUGUUCGCCCCAAAAGUAGUUUUGAGUUAGUUUCUACCCUGCACCCGUUCUGAUGUGCCCUGGUUGCAUCUGGGUUGAGGGAUGGAAUGUGUUGUGCUCAGGGUGGGUCAAGAGCAUCCAGUCCUGCAGAAAGGACAGAGUGUUACGGAUGGAUUGUGUUGACAAGAGUUCUUCAUCUGCUGACCGCUGAGUCAACCUGCUUUUAAAGUAAGAUCUUUAGUUAGUUGCUUGAAGAAUCCUUUUUCACUGAAGCAGAGGAUGACUAAAUGACACAUCUGAAAUUCACAAUCAAUCAAAAGAAAUCAGAAAUUAAAACCCCUUAAUGUUGCUUAGCUCCCUGAAUGUCUGGUAUUAAACAAAUGAGUAAUAGUAGAAAAUACUCAGGUUAGAAUCUAUGACUUGAUUAAAACUAUUAAUGUGUCCUCGUGUUCUAGAUUAUUAAUCAAAGUUGCUAUAGAUUGUUUUAAGUAAACAAAUAAACAUGGAAAUGCCUUUACUAGAACACUUCUGUUGGAGAACAGGACACUAGUGAUAUCUGGGAACAUCAGUUUACAUGAGCCAGGUGCUACCGGGGCCUUCCUAUAGUGGUUCAGAAUAGAUGAACAUAGCAUGCUUUUGUGUGUUUUUUGCUUUGCAUUGUCUCAUUUAGCUUGAAUCCAUAUAUAUUUAUUAUCCUUUUUUUCCUAUAUGUUAAUAUAUGUUACAUCUGUAUUUGUAAUAUAGUGAUACUUUGAGUUGAGAGAGAGUUUCAUGAAGGGAAAAAACAAUUGAAUGAGGUAUACCAUAGAUCACACUGAUUUGUGAAAAGAGGUGGAGGGGAAAGUGAUCUGAAUGGAAAUCUGAAUUACAGAAUAUUUUAGAGAAAUAUAUUGUUUGCAGAUAGAAUAAUGUUUUAAUCAAGGUAUAAAUUAUGUUAAUGAGACAAGGUGAAUAAGAAGUUAUAUUCAGAUGGGACUGUAUACUAUGUUAUUUAUCACACAUGGAUCUUUUGCCAGAGGGUCAAUUGCCAGAUCCCAAAAUUGGAGAUAUGGUGAAAGGCACGCAUAGAUUUUGAUUUGGCUUUUAAAAGGGACCUAUAUUGUAUCCUUUCUAUGUGUAUAUAAACCCCUGAAAAUUCACAGAAGAAAAGUCAUUACUUUUUACUCAGUAAAUUCUAUCAUCUGAAAUAUAAAUUCCAAAUUUCUUGGUGCUACAUGAAUUCAUUUUACAGUAACUCUUAUGAAUUAUUCUUUCAAGUUUUGGGUAGUUUAGGCUUUUUUUUAAGUUGUGUAAAAUGUUCUCUGAAGAAUUAUUAGGCCAUUGUCUCCUUUUAUAUACAAUUAUUUAUUAUGAAGACCAGUGAAUUUGUUAUUUAAAGUGAGAGAACCUAAUUAUUUGCAAAGGUAAGUUGCCGCUUGUUUUUUGACAGAAUCCAGUGAUUUCACCUUUUCUCUUUUUUAAAAAAAAACUAACUUUUAAUUUAAAAAUGGGAACCUAAGAAUGGAAACAUACUGUGUUUUUGACAUUAAAUGGUACCAAUAAAGUAUUUUAUUACCAAAAGUUAAAUGAAAAUGUGAUAAAUUAAUUUUUUUCUGUUGCAAAAUACCAUAAAUACAGAAAAGUGUGUAACAUGUAAUUGUGUAAUUUAAAGAAUAAUAAAGCAAACAGCUACCAGGAGUGAGAUAAAGAACAUUGUCAGUGAAAGGCCUCUGUGUGCCCCUUCUUGAUUACACACCCUCACCCCCCAUAAUAGUAGCCAUUCUGAUUUCUGUGAUAAUUUUUCACUUGUUUUUCUUAGUUUUCCCAACUGUAUAUGUAUCUCUGCCGAAAAGACUGUUUACUUUUGCCUGUUUUUGAAUUUAUAUGCAUAUUAUUUCUUAUAUAUUCUCUAACUUUCAUUCAGUAUUCUAUUUUUGAGGUUCAUUCAUGUUAAUCUCAAAUUCAUUUUUAUUACUGAUUGGUACUCCACUGUAUGAAUGUACUGAAUAUUCAUUAACUCUGUUGUUUAAAGAUAUUUGGCUUGUUCAUAGUUUUUUGUUGUUUGCUUUUGCUAUCAGAAGCAGUACUGUCAUGAACACUGCUUGACAUACCUCUCAUAAUAAGUGUACAAGGAUCUCUCUAGGAGUAAUAAUGCUGGGUCAUCAGUUGUAUGUACAUGCUGUUUCCAAAGUGGACCGUCUUCAGCACUGUGAGUUCAUUUUGCAUCCUUGGCGAUACUUAAUUUUGUUAGGUUUAUUAAUUCUUGCUAGUCUAGCGGGGCUUAGGCAUGAAUUAUAGUUAUAAUUUGCAUUUCAGUCUUUUUGCCCAUUUUUAUCAGUUCAUAGGAAUUCAUCAUAUAACCAAUUCUUAUUGGUUAAAUAUCUUCUCCCAGGA
Hyaena hyaena (striped hyena) is the source of this 4625-nucleotide messenger RNA. It is a transcript of the gene CSGALNACT2, whose product is annotated as chondroitin sulfate N-acetylgalactosaminyltransferase 2. The record is from RefSeq and is a predicted model, not a curated record. Gene Ontology annotation, molecular function: glucuronosyl-N-acetylgalactosaminyl-proteoglycan 4-beta-N-acetylgalactosaminyltransferase activity. The transcript is spliced from 8 exons. Gene Ontology annotation, cellular component: Golgi cisterna membrane. NCBI's taxonomy places the organism in Eukaryota, Metazoa, Chordata, Mammalia, Carnivora, Hyaenidae. The coding region runs from base 411 to 2039 and encodes 542 amino acids.